UACCCUUUCUCAUGCGCUCACUGCUGUAUUUCUCCCAUUUCUCCGAUAGGAAGCUGUGUCGUUCUUUGUUUCUGGGACAACACGAUGCAGGCUCUGUGCCUCCGACUGACAGACAUUUUUUCUCUCCAUUGCUCUGGUUUACUACUAUUAUCAGCCAACAUAAGGACAGUUUUGUGGACAGUUCUCUGUUGCAAUAAUUCGGACUAUCAAAACACAGGCACUAAAGGGAGUCACCGACAAUCUGUUUUUGUCAAUAAAAAAAACAUUCACAGGAGAAAUCACCGUCGUAGUUCCCCUUCGGAAACCAUUUGUCUGCUUUUCAAUUAGUGCUGACGGUUUUAGACCAGAGAUGCAGGUUCCCCAAUUUGGCGCUCCCCGGACCUGAAACUGGUGACGGGACUGAGAAGUGGACACAAACCAAAGAACCCCUUCUCUACAGCCAGCCGUGUUGGAUGCAGCUGAAUAACAAGCUGAGGAGGAGAAAAAGAAAGAGCAUUCGAUUCUUCCGCUCCAUUCAGAGGACUGCCAUCCAUGUGGUGGUAUGAUGAGACUGUGAGUCAGGAGAAACACAAUCAGACGGGAGCGGAGUGAUAAAGGGAGAGAAAGAAAGAAAGGCAAGAAAGGUGGAGGAUUAAGGGUGCGAGGUGAGUGUCUAGGUGCCCUCCUAACCCCUAGGUGAUAGCACCAGUCAGGGCAGCAAGAUGACCAGCCUGUUCAGGCGCAGCAGCAGUAAUGGAGGCUCCAGGGGAGGUGGAGGAGGAGGGGGAGGCAGUGGUGGUUCCACCCCAGGAGAUCUCAACAACAGCCGGCCUAACCGACAAGUCCGGCGCCUGGAGUUCAACCAGGCCAUGGAGGACUUCAAGAUCAUGUUCCCCACCAUGGAUUACGAGGUCAUCGAGUGCGUCCUGCGUUCCAACAACGGGGCGGUGGACGCCACCAUCGACCAACUCCUCCAGAUGAGUAUCGACGGAGAGGGAUCAGAUGACAGCUCUGACUCCGAUGAUAGCAUCCCACCAGAGGUUCUGGAGAGGACAUUAGAACCGGACAGUUCUGACGAGGAACCGCCUCCUGUCUACUCACCGCCCACUUAUGACAUGCACAUCUAUGACAGGAAGUACCCAGAGGCCCCGCCCACUCCUCCACCAAGGUUCGAGGCUCAGCCACCUCCAGGUCACCGGCAGGUCCGCAGCUACAGGAACUGGAAUCCGCCAUUGCUUGGCAACCUUCCAGAUGAUUUCCUGCGGAUCCUACCACAGCAACUGGACAGUAUACAGGGCUCACAGAGCAGUCUGUCCCAACCUUCUUCCUCCUCCUCUCUGUCCUCCGUCGCCCAGCGGACGGCCCAGGGAGGUAUCUCCAGGCCAGGGGCUGGUGGAGCCCUAGGGGCCCCUGGAGGGCCAGGUGGUGCCGAGGGCGUGGAGGUGGCAGGCACAGAGCAAGAGCGUAAACUGAAACAGUACCUGGAUGAUGAGCGCAUCGCCCUGUUUCUCCAGAACGAGGAGUUCAUGAGAGAGCUGCAGCGCAACCGCGAGUUCCUCGUCGCCCUGGAGAGAGAUCGCUUGAAGUAUGAAUCAAAGAAAUCCAAGUCCAAUCAUUCAUCCACUUACAUGGAGAAUUCCACAGCAGGAGAGCACUGUGCGUCAGGGUCGAUGGAGGCUUGUACUGCUGUGUCAGAUGACGCCAUGUUUAGAGACAAACUCAAACACAUGGGCAAAUCAACAAGAAAGAAGCUGUUUGAAAUCGCCAGAUCAUUCUCUGACAAGACAAAGAGAAGAAAGUUAAAAAGAAGAACGCUCCUGAAGCACCAGUCACUGGGCAUAGCCAACUCUACAGCCAACCUCCUGGAGGAUGUGGAGGGAAGCCCAGAAGAUGGCCAGCCCAGAAGAUCAGACAUUCAGGAAGAUGAUGUGCCAUACAAGGAGCCGUUGUCAUGAUUCUCCAAGGCUGCGCCACAUCAGGGUUUCCAUGGUGACAGCAGAAUGACCCAUGGCUGGUGGCCAAGCAAUAAUUCGGCUCCUCCCUCCCCUAACACAGACCAGCUAAUCCCAGGCCAAGAAGUGACAUGGGACCACCCACUCGCCCAGGAGGAGAAGAAGCAAACUGCUAUCCACACACCACCUCUCCUUAACUCUGACUGUUCAUAACCGCAUUGGAUUACCAGUAUAAUCUCUUUAUUAUAACUCUUAGUUAAUAUAUGAUUUAAUAUGUAAAGGGAAGAUGCAUUAGUCUUUUGACUGUUCUGUAUUUUUUUUAAAUAUCCGCUCCCUUUAACCCCCAUUGCAGAAGGCAUGGCAGCCUUGGUGAGGAUGAUCUUACCAUAUGGACUCAUCUAGUGUUACCAGUCUAAUCUAUUUUAUAUGGCUGGGAUAGGUCACUCCUGAGCCAAAGUGUGCACCUCUGAAAUGUCCCAUAAUAAACCAUGUUCACUCCCAGUAGCCAUGUGUUGCUACGCCCAUUUGGUCACAGUUUUAAAGAGACAGUAACCAGUGAUGACGUGGCACAUUUUUAAACAUCUCAACUAGAAUCACAGCUCAAUCCAAGUUCAAUCCCAUUUUUCCUGAAAGUUCAGGAAACAGAAAUUACUUGUGAAGAGAGACCCUAACAUUACAGUCAACAUUAUAGUCGACCCCCCCCCCCCCCCCCCCCCCCUCCUGUAAAUCUAGAGUUUCCUCUGAGCAUUUUGACAGGAGAUGAUAUCAUCAGUCAAGGGGUUGUUAUUCAAGUUGCCCUGCUCAAAUGUCAACAAACCCUUCUGCUGCGCCCAAUAUAAAAGAGGCAUUCCAACCUGUCAAAAUAGUAACUUGUCCCUAGCGGGUCAUAUUUCAUCCCAUAUUGUUAUGUCAAUGUGUAACUAAAUGCCAAGCGUUCCCUUUAAUCUAAUUUCAGGAAUUCUGACUAUAAACAUAAGCUUUCAUAUGAACUGAAAUAUUCCUCAAGCUACACUGACUGCCAUAUCUCAGUAUUCUCAUGUAUUUUUCAAUACAGCAUUAAUAUCUUGUUGAGGAAGGAGGGGUGCAUAUUGCUGAAUUCCAGUAUUAUUGAGUACACAAUAUAACUAGUAGAAACAUUUGAUAAACAUAUCAGUCAUCUGUGCAUAUUGUUGAUAAAUAUGUGUUUUGUUUUGUGGUGUAUUGGGAAAUGAACCACUUGUGUUGGGUAUGGAGAGAGCAGAACAUGAUAUGGAUGAUGCCUCUGUGAGGACUGGCAUUGAUCUUGAUUAAAGAUGCUGUUGGAUGUAUCAGUAGGAAAGAGAAGGCUGAUGAUGACCCAGUGCUGUGAUAUGAGCUUCAACAGUCGGGGUAGAUUUGAAAUCAACCCUUUAAGCAACUAGCUGAUUUGCAAGGCUUCACAUUGAUCCGUCAAUUUCCCAACUAUUGGAAAUUAUUACCAGCUUCAAUCUUAUUCUGAAGCCUUCUCCCCAAAGUGUGCUCUUUGCGCACAAUCAUUAAAAAGGAAGGGACCGACUGGUGUAGGAAAUAUAUUUUAAUGUUUUAAAAUGUAUUCUGUAAGAGGGAGCAAGCCAAGUGCACUUUGGGGAGAAGGGUGGGGAAUUGGAACACACCACUCUUCCUUCUAAAAUGGAUUUACAUGUAAAUGGUUGAUUUGCUACCUCUCAAAUUAUGACGUAUCCACGAUUGAAAAUUAAUAUUUUUACUUUUGAAAUUUAAGAUUGUUCAAUUCAAAUCACCCAUUUACCGUUUUUCCUUGAUUCAGGAAAGAGACCUGUUUUAUAACCCCUUCCCUGUCAGGGAUGUUGACAGAUGAUCUCAUUGGUGAUAGGUCAUGUGUUGUACAUAAGGAGAAAUGUCUGUUUAUUGUAUAUACGGAGGAAAUUCAAGUAUUGAUUGUGUGAAGGGAGGCUGAAACUGACCCUUUUGGUGUUCCUUUUGAAGUCUGUUGAUGUUAUGGAUUGGGUCUGGAAUUUUGCCCCUUAGACAAUUUCUGUGUGUUGUCAUUUUCUUGUUUGUUAGUUUUGCUCUCAACAUUUCUCAUGCAGGUCUUCAUAAACUCUCAAAAAAUGUUGCCAAUAAAAGGAGUUUAUUGCUCUUGCCAUAAUGAAAAUGAUUUGCCAGACUGCUAUAAUGUCACCCAAUCAUUUGUACUGUUAUUGAACAACAGAUCACCCAGCUUACUCAAACUGCCAUCAGACUAUCCAUUUACUUUCAUUAUUACUGUCAUGCUAUUCACACAUAUCUAUAUAGGUGUUUCAAAUGGGCUUUUAUAAAAAAUAUAUAGCUCUUACUGUACCUGACUGUUUCAAAUGUCACCCCAUGAUAGUGGAGUGCUUUAAUGUAUUUCCAUAGAAGACAUUGUAACUCAUAUCUGCAGCAACUGAGGGAGCAUCAGUGACAAGAAGCAGGUUAUGCUUGUUUACAAUAUCCUGUGACAUUUCACCCACUAUGUCUGUUUAUUCCAACAUUGCAUGAUAUCAGUUAGUCACCAAGUGCUUGGACUCCACUGGUCUUUUGCUUAGUUUUGUUAUUUUCAGAAAAGAGAGAAAUUAAAUGUUUUGUAUCUUCAGUUCCAGGUUUUUGACUGACAUCUGUACAUGAGUGCAGUUUUGUUAUUGAACUGUUGAGGGCAACACUCGUCUGCAUGGUUUUGUGAUGUGAUUUCAAAAUGGAUUGAUGUUUGAUGACUGCUCAUAGAAACUUGUAGAUAGUUAUCGUCUCAGGGAAGUUUCCAUCUUCUUUCUACUGUUCUUCCAUUUCCAAUUGGUCCGACUUGGUAAAAGCACAAUUAAGAAUCUAGGCCAGUAGUUUAUUCCAUCAGAAGCUUCAAAUAUGAUUUUGGUGGCCAGACAUGAUUUCAAAUGCUGGACUUGCAUAUAGGCCGAGUUGUUGAACGGAGAAGAGCAUACUCAAAGUAAUUUCUCACUCUAACGUUUUAACCUUUUCUGACCAAUAGACAUACAGCACCACAAAUGCUUGGUCAAUGAUUUUUUGUUGUUGAGAUGUUUCCUCGUACAGAUUAUUUUAUUGUACUGUUUGUGUGCCAGACAGAGUGAUAUGCUUCAUGAUGAAUGUACAUGAAUAAAGAUGAGGCCAGUACUAGCAGACAACAUGCUUGUUUACAAUGCACUCAUGAGCCUGCAAUCUUCUAUGGCUCAUAACCCUAUCAUAAGAAUGUAUGCUAUAGUUACUUUGAAUAACUACCACCACAGAGCUGAUGGUUUUCAGCCUCUUUUGUAUUGAACUUAACGAGAUCUGUGUGGUCUGUCCAGAAACAACCCCUAUAGCCCCUAAACCAUUUUUGUAGAUCUGUUUCUGGACAGGACUGUAGCCAAUCCUACCAGUCAAUGUAGGUCAAACAUGAAAAGCUUUGCUCAUUAUCAAAACUGAAAUACAUUUAAAGAACUUCAGAAUUUGUAUGAUUCAAAAUGUGUUUGUUUUUGUCAUAUUUUGGAAGGACAAGGUCAGAAGCCAGUUUCUCCCCACAAAAAAUGUUUAAGGUUCUUUAGGUUAUUGUUUUACUCAAAAUUGAUUUCCGGAUCAGAUUUUUCUUACACUUUAAGAAAGUUUCUUAUAGCUAUUGAAAUAAUCAAGUUGUGUUGUACCCUGUCUGAUGUGAUUGUGUUACAUUUGUAAAUAUUUAUUAACAUCCCUUUUCAUUAAAGUUGUUUCAAAUCAAA
Salvelinus fontinalis (brook trout) is the source of this 5632-nucleotide messenger RNA. Its product is annotated as CUE domain-containing protein 1-like. The record is from RefSeq and is a predicted model, not a curated record. Gene Ontology annotation, molecular function: ubiquitin binding. The transcript has 10 exons. NCBI's taxonomy places the organism in Eukaryota, Metazoa, Chordata, Actinopteri, Salmoniformes, Salmonidae. The coding region runs from base 702 to 1934 and encodes 410 amino acids.